This is a messenger RNA of Aegilops tauschii subsp. strangulata, 999 nucleotides long. Its product is annotated as U1 small nuclear ribonucleoprotein A. Gene Ontology annotation, molecular function: RNA binding. NCBI's taxonomy places the organism in Eukaryota, Viridiplantae, Streptophyta, Magnoliopsida, Poales, Poaceae. The record is from RefSeq and is a predicted model, not a curated record.
CCCGAGAAAAUAGAAGAGAAGGCGUCCCUCAGGAAAAAAAAAGAGAGCGAGAGAGGACACGGAGGGGUCCGGAGGCUAGAAAGAGAAGAAGGCUCUCGAGCGGCGGCUGCGCGACGAGGAUAUGAGCGGCGAGGCGGGGGCCGGCGGCGGCGGGGAGGCGAACGGCGUCCAGCCGAACGUGACCAUCUACAUCAAUAACCUCAACGAGAAGAUCAAACUCGAAGCGCUUAAGAAGUCCCUGAAUGCCGUUUUCUCCCAGUUUGGGAAAAUCAUUGAGGUGCUUGCUUUUAAGACUUUGAAGCAUAAAGGGCAGGCAUGGGUUGUGUUCGAAGAUGUUGCAUCAGCAACUGAGGCUUUGAAGAGGAUGCAAGAUUUUCCCUUCUAUGACAAACCCAUGAAAAUUCAAUAUGCCAAGACCAAGUCAGAUGUUAUAGCAAAAGCUGAUGGCACCUUCGUACCUCGAGAAAAAAGGAAGAGGAAUGAUGAGAAACCUGAAAAGAAGCAGAAGCGUGAGCAGCACCACGAUGUUAACCAGGCUGGCGUGGGCAUGCAUGCCUAUCCUGGUGCUUAUGGGGCUCCGCCGCUCUCUCAGCUACCUUUUGGUGCGGGACCAAAGGUCAUGAUGCCAGAGAUUAUUGUACCAAACAACAUUCUCUUCGUCCAAGAACUCCCACACGACGCCACGGCUUUGAUGCUGCAGAUGUUCUUCUGCCAGUACCCUGGGUUCAAGGAAGUGCGGAUGAUCGAAGCAAAGCCCGGAAUCGCUUUCGUGGAGUAUGGAGACGAGGGGCAGGCGACCGCAGCCAUGAACCUUCUUCAAGGUUUCAAAAUCAAAGAGAACCCAAUGCGCAUCACAUAUGCGAAGAAGUAACUUGAUGAGCUGUAUUGACUUGAAUUAAUGUUGUAGCCCUGGUUUUGCACCAUUUGGUAGAUUUUCUUCACAUGUAAGGUAGACUACACCAUGGAUAAUCCAGUAAAUUAAUGUAUGGUUCAGCUGCA